GACAAUGCAUGUGAGAAGACUUCGUACAUGUUUCUGCGGAAAGAACUUCCUGUGCGACUAGCUAACACCAUGAGAGAAGUCAAUUUGUUGCCCGAUAACUUACUUAACAGGCCUUCAGUUGGGCUAGUACAGAGUUGGUACAUGCAGAGUUUCCUUGAGCUUUUAGAAUAUGAAAAUAAAAGUCCCGAGGAUCCUCAUGUUCUGGAUGACUUUUUAGAUGUUUUAAUUAAAGUCAGGAACAGACACAAUGAUGUGGUUCCAACUAUGGCGCAAGGGGUGAUUGAAUACAAGGAAAAAUAUGGCUUUGAUCCAUUUGUUAGCAGUAACAUCCAGUAUUUUCUAGAUAGAUUCUACACCAACCGCAUCUCUUUCCGUAUGCUUAUUAACCAACACACACUUCUUUUUGGCGGAGAUAUUAAUCCUGCUCAUCCCAAGCAUAUUGGAAGCAUUGAUCCUAAUUGUGAUGUGGCAGAGGUGGUUAAAGAUGCUUAUGAAACAGCUAAGAUGUUAUGUGAGCAGUACUAUACGGUGGCACCUGAUCUGGAAGUUGAAGAAUUCAAUGCUAAAGCUCCAAACAAGCCUAUUCAAGUAGUCUAUGUACCUUCUCAUUUGUUUCAUAUGUUGUUUGAAUUAUUCAAGAAUUCAAUGAGAGCUACAGUAGAAUUGCAUGAAGGUAAGAGAGAAAGCUAUCCAUCGAUCAAAACCUUAGUCACUUUGGGGAAAGAAGAUCUAUCUAUUAAGAUAAGCGAUCAAGGUGGAGGUGUACCUUUGAGAAAAAUAGACAGAUUGUUUAACUACAUGUACUCGACAGCACCCAGGCCUAGUUUGGAGCCCUCGAGAGCUGUGCCUUUGGCUGGAUUUGGCUAUGGCUUGCCAAUUUCCCGUCUGUACGCUAGGUACUUUCAAGGUGACCUUAAACUCUACUCAAUGGAAGGUGUUGGUUCGGAUGCUGUAAUUUAUUUGAAGGCCCUUUCAAGUGAAUCAUUUGAAAGACUUCCUGUUUUUAAUAAAUCAGCGUGGCGACACUACAAGACCACACCUGAAGCAGAUGACUGGAGCAAUCCUAGCAGUGAACCAAGGGAUGCUUCUAAAUAUAAAGCUAAUCGAUAAUUUGCCACCUUUUGUCUCUGUUGGAGAUGACCUCUGCAUUCAGUAUCAAGUCUCUGCUUUGUUCCAAAAUCCUUUAAACCACAAUACCUAAUUACUUCCAAACAAAGACCUAAUCAGGGCAUUGAAAAGUAGUAAGAACAAAGUGAUGAUUGGGACUUAAAGGCAGGCACUAAGCGCGUUUGGUAUGUGAAUCCGGUCUGCUUCACCAGAAUAUGCUGGGUUGCUUCAGUCAUGCAUUGACAGAAGGGGGAUUGCACUGUGAUUGCACUUAAGAAUACAGUCUUGUAACAAAAAGAUGCUAUUUCAAAUGGCCAAUUUUUAUUCCAAUAUAAGGAAUGGCAAGAUGUGCAGAAUCCCUUCAAAUGGUCAAUAGUAUCUUGCACAGUAAUAUGGUAUAAGAGAAGAAGUCUAAUGUAGUUAAACAUAUGCUUUGAAAAUCCACUCUUUGCUGCAUCUGAUAUUGCAGUGUCACCUGUUAAGAGAAAAUCCCUUUGAGCUCUUCAGAUCUUGUAUCUAAUGAGCUUAUAAAUGCAUAGUUCUAAAAAGGGUUGUGCAGCUUUAAACUGAUGCUUUCCCCAAAUUCCCAAAUCCAUUUCUCAAGUGCAUACAAAAAUUACAUUGUUAUAAGACAUUGGGACUUCCACUUCUUGGUAUGCACCUUAAUGGUUUUCUUGACACACAAACACAGGAACACAUUUCUAUAAAUUUUUCCUUGUUCGGAAGAAAGAUCAUAAGUAGUUAGAUCAUCCCUCCAUACAAUAAAUUCUGUCAAUACAGGGACAGGGGGUAAUUCAAUUUCAUGUUUGUCUGUCAUUUUUUAGGAGUUGGGGAGGGGAAACAGAUGCUGAAAGGCCAGAGAGCCAGUCAUACAAAUGAAUUUGCCUUAAUGUUGGUUGCUUGGAACCGGAUUAGUUUAAAACUUGUAAAUAGUUUGCAAAGUUAUUUAUAUAUUCCGUGUCUGACUAUAGUCUGGUAAUCUGAAUUUGUAGUGUAUAUAAAGAUGUUGUACACACCAGCUUUUGGAAAGUGUCAUUGGUCUGAAUACAUGAAACUGGAAAUAUCAUAGAAA
This is a messenger RNA of Pterocles gutturalis (yellow-throated sandgrouse), 2179 nucleotides long. It is a transcript of the gene PDK3, whose product is annotated as pyruvate dehydrogenase kinase, isozyme 3. Gene Ontology annotation, molecular function: pyruvate dehydrogenase (acetyl-transferring) kinase activity. The record is from RefSeq and is a predicted model, not a curated record. NCBI's taxonomy places the organism in Eukaryota, Metazoa, Chordata, Aves, Pterocliformes, Pteroclidae. The coding region runs from base 28 to 1110 and encodes 360 amino acids. Gene Ontology annotation, biological process: protein phosphorylation; regulation of glucose metabolic process. Gene Ontology annotation, cellular component: mitochondrion. The transcript has 10 exons.